AUGGCCCAUAUUCCACAGGUUUUGCCCUCGUCGAUUCCAAUCCCUAGUUUUGUGGUUAAGACGUAUUCCUAUGUGUGGUAUUACUUGUAUGCCAUACUAAUGAAAAUCCCUGGUGGUCCUUACGUGAUAUCGUACGUGAGGAAAUCUCAUCAGGAUGAUCCUUACCGUACUGCAGUGGAGAUUAUACUGAUUCUGUAUGGGAUUGGUUAUUAUUUGUCAAAACCGCAACAAAAGACUGGUUUACAGGGUACGAAACCCAAUUUGACGGAACAAGAAGUGGAAUUAUUAAUUGAAGAUUGGCAACCAGAAUCAAUAGUGGAUGAAUCCGCUAUGGAAUUGCAACGUUGGAGGCUUGAGAAAAUGCCUGUGCUGGAAAUGGGAGAGAAUGAGAACCGUGUGACAGUAACCCGUAACGAAGGCUCUGAGAGAUAUACUGAUGUGUUGAAUCUGGCUUCGAACAACUUUCUGCAAUUGGCUGGCACUCCCGAGGUUGUUGAAAUCGUCAAGAAAACUAUCAGGAAUUAUGGUGUGGGUGCCUGUGGUCCCGCAGGUUUCUAUGGGAACCAGGAUGUGCAUUACAAUUUCCAGUACGCACUGGCAGAAUUCUUUGGCACUGAGGAUGCAGUAUUGUAUGGUCAGGAUUUUUGUGUGGCUUCAUCCGUUCUUCCUGCAUUCACCAAGCGUGGUGAUCUGAUUGUUGCGGACGAUCAGGUAUCUAUUUCGUCGCAAAACGCUUUGCAAUUGAGUAGAUCCACCGUCUACUACUUUGAGCACAACAACAUGGAGUCUCUAGAAGCACUGUUACAAGAAUUGACCGAAAUGGAGAAGAAAGAGAGGUUACCAGCGAUCUCUAGAAAAUUCAUUGUUACAGAAGGUCUAUUUCACAACUCUGGUGAUAUUCCACCUUUGCCCGUGUUGACGCAUUUAAAGAACAAGUAUAAGUUUAGGCUAUUUGUUGAUGAAACUUUCUCACUUGGGGUUCUGGGAGCCUCCGGUCGUGGUCUUGCCGAACACUUCAACAUGGAGCGUGCCAGCUCCAUUGAUGUCACAAUCGGUUCGAUGGCCACAGCAUUGGGUUCCUCAGGUGCGUUUGUUCUCGGUGACCACGUCAUGAGUCACCAUCAGCAGAUUGGUUCCAAUGCCUACUGUUUCUCUGCUUCGUUACCAGCAUACACUACCACUGCAGCAACCCAAGUACUCAAAAUCAUGGACAGAGACAACUCCGCAGUGACUCGUCUGCACCAGCUUUCACAACAGUUGCAUGAUUUCUUUAAUAGCGACUCCCAGUUGUCCGACUUCAUCACGGUGACAUCCCACGAAAGAUCUCCAGUGCUGCACAUACAACUCACACCAGAACUAAGGUCUUCCAAAUUCAACUACACGGCACAAGAGCUUUUCGAAACGGUCUCACACCUUCAGAAACGUUGUGUGACGACCAAAUUCGUCGAACCAUACGAACAAGAAGAACAGUUCCUACAAUCGAUCGUCGACACCCUGCUGUCCCAACACGGUAUCCUUAUCACAAGAAAUACGAUCGUACUAAGACAGGAGACCUUACCCGUCGUGCCCAGCCUAAAAGUUUGCAUCAAUUCCAACAUCGAAGACUCCGAGUUGACCACCGCGUGCAACGCUAUCAAGGCCUCCAUCCUCCACUAUUGUUCCCACUGA
Torulaspora delbrueckii is the source of this 1668-nucleotide messenger RNA. RefSeq names its product serine C-palmitoyltransferase LCB1 (gene LCB1). The transcript has a single exon. Gene Ontology annotation, cellular component: endoplasmic reticulum. Lineage: Eukaryota; Fungi; Ascomycota; Saccharomycetes; Saccharomycetales; Saccharomycetaceae. Bases 1 to 1668 code for a protein of 555 amino acids. Gene Ontology annotation, molecular function: serine C-palmitoyltransferase activity; pyridoxal phosphate binding. Gene Ontology annotation, biological process: ceramide biosynthetic process; sphingosine biosynthetic process. The record is from RefSeq and is a predicted model, not a curated record.